CAUUAUAUCGUUUUGUUACAUCUACUGUUUAUCAUCUUUCAUUUUCAUGAUUUGCAAAUGCCUUCAAAAAAUUAAAAAAACAUGUCACCAUUAAAUUUAUGACCCCAUGUCGAUCCCCAUAAAAUUUUAAGUUCAUUUUAAGGCUUAAAUUAUAAUUUACAUGCUAGAACUUAUGUUAUAAUAGUUAUAAUGAUUGCUAUAGUCACAGUUUUUAGUUUAAUUUUUACAGUUGAUUGAUUCAAUAUUUAUGUAGCUCUUAGUUUGAUUGUCCAUCCAUUGAGUGAACUGAGCCUAAUUGAAUGGGAAUCAUUUACUUUGAACUGUACAGUGAAAGGAUCAGUUGAUAUCAUUAGCAUCCAGUGGUAUAGAUCUAACGGAUCAGCACUGCCUGAUGGACACAUCAUUCACACCAAAGUAACUUAUCAUAUAAUGUUAACAUCAGUGUUAAUAGUACCCAAUGCUCGUGUAUCAGAUAGUGGAUUGUAUUAUUGUGUUGCAAGAUUUACUGAUGGAACUAAUUCUUCACAAUCAAAUGAAUCUUUUGUAAAUAUUACUGGAGGCAUACGUAUUAUCUACUUCCCACAAGAGAAUAAUAGUAUCUCCAUCAUCAUAUCAUCACUACUUCUCUUCAUUUCAUCUCCUUCAUUUCGUAUACAGUGUAAAGGUUCAGGUGAUAUAACAUGGAUCAAUCCAAAUGGUGAACCAGUGACCUUUAAUAAUACCAGUACCCCUCAUCAGUCUUCGAAUGGUAUCUUAAAUUUCACUCAAAGUCCAACUAAUGGAGAGCUAUAUACCUGUCUAUCAGACACUGGAGCUAGUGACAGUGUGUUUGUGACCAUUGAUAAUCCAGCUAUUUAUACAUCAAAUUCUUCAAUACUAAUAAAAAGUUCUACUAUUAUCAUGACUGCUACCAUUAGGGUCUAUGUUGAUGGUUUAGACCCUCCACCAACUCCUAACAAUAUAACAUGGCAUCAUAAUGAGCAGCUCAUCCACAAUACAUCAUCUUAUAUGCUAACAUCAAACAACACUGUUCUAGCUAUAACAGGUCAGGGGUCUAGUCUUAUAGGCAGCUAUACAAUACGAGUUAGGACUAUUAAUGGAGACAGCAGUGUAACUGUUAAUGUCACUUACCCAGAUGCACCAACUAUUACAAUUGAUGGUCCUGAUAUUAUCAGAGAAGGUGAUAAUGUUUCUCUUCAUUGCAAUAUCACUAGUUCCUUACCAGUUAACAAUAUAUCAUGGUAUUUCGCUACAAGUUCCAGCACUGAGACUUUACUCCAGCUACAAGAGCCUCUACUAAUGAUUGUGAAUGCUAGACGGGAUUCUUCAGGAUUUUAUAUUUGUUCAGUGACAGAUGAUGUUAGAACUACCAAUCAGUCAAUAGAAAUACACAUACAAUAUAUGGAUACAAUUUCUUCUAUUAUGAGUGAUGCACCAUCUCCUACUGAGGAACUAUCUCAUUCACCAACUAAUACAUCAUCUCUUACUGAGGCACUAUCUUAUGCACCUACUGAUACACCAUCUCUUACCAGCACAACAGUUACUACAGCUAGUACUGCUGUCAUCAUACCAGUAGUAUUAUUGUCAACAUCAACUAUUGUUAUAAUAGUUAUAAUCACAGUGAGUAUCGCUGUAUAUGCUAAGAGGAAAAACAAGAAGAGGGCUUUCUCAUCGGAACACAUCAGUACCAUUCCUAAUGCAGCAUAUGAAGAUAUUAAUAAAUUAAAUAUCAAUAUUAAUCCAGCUUAUGGUGAGACUACAAUACAACAGAAUGAUGUGACUUAUGAAGAAAUACAAAUAUAAGAACUAUAUAUCUUGCUUAAUAUUUUCUUGCUUAAUAUUUUUUGUGAUUUAAGAA
Molecule: messenger RNA, 1858 nt
Organism: Amphimedon queenslandica
Lineage: Eukaryota; Metazoa; Porifera; Demospongiae; Haplosclerida; Niphatidae
Product: contactin-4-like
Exons: 8
Coding region: 430-1803 (457 amino acids)
Biological process (GO): cell-cell adhesion; proteolysis
Cellular component (GO): cell-cell junction; plasma membrane
Molecular function (GO): cell adhesion molecule binding; aspartic-type endopeptidase activity
Source: RefSeq, a predicted model, not a curated record